CAGUCGAAAUCCUCGUUGCACAGACACUCCUCACUGAUCAGACCUCAGCGGACACGCACACGUCAGUACAACACAGUGUAAAAAAAAAAAAUAAAAAAUCUGCCAAGAUGUGUUGUUCCAGCUUACUCAAAAUUAUGAUGUUUAUCUUCAAUGGCGGCAUCUUUUUAGCAGGUGCAGUCAUUCUGGGUGUGGGAGUGUGGGUGCAGGUGGACAAGAAUUCGCUGCUGGGUGUACUGGAACAAGUGGAAAGUAACUCUUCGUUAUCGCAACUGGUCAACGUCAGCUACCUGCUCAUCGCAGUGGGCGCUGUACUUCUGGUCAUUGGCUUCCUGGGCUGCUGUGGAGCCAUCAGGGAGAGCAAGUGCAUGCUGCUGACGUUCUUCAUUAUCAUAUUGGUUAUCUUCCUCAUCGAGGUUGCAGGAGGCGUGGUGCUAUUUGUCUUCCAGGGUUUGGCUGGUGAGCUUCUUCAGGAACUGGAAGAUGAGGUUAGACAGAGUCUUGAAAACAAAUAUGGAGAAGAUGAAAGUCUGACCUCACUCUGGAACGUAACAAUGGAGGAGUUUAAAUGCUGUGGAUACAGGAACUACACAGAUUUUGACAACUCCCCUUUUUACAAUCUCAAUGGAAAAAAUGUCUAUCCAACCCCAUGCUGUAAUUCAACCAUCACCAUCGGUGCAUGCAACACAAAUAAAGCAGAACUUUCGAAUAUUGACGGCUGCUUUGACAAACUGCUGCAGCUGAUAGAGGACAAUGCUCAGAUCAUUGCAGCUGUGGCGCUGGGAAUCACUGCUCUUGAGAUUGCUGCCAUGGUGGUUUCAAUGGUUCUCUACUGUCGAGUUGGCAAGAACUGAUUGAGCUUUGGAAGGAAAUAAUAACUUUGUAAUAAAGUUUUCUAUUACUUGAUUCAAAACACAUUUUCAGCCGAACGUUUAACACUGCACCCUUGUUGAUUUCUAAAACAUUAAUUUAAACAUAGAGAAGAAGGUAAUGAAACUGAUGUAGUUUUAGUUUUAAAACUAUGUAUUGUUGCACAUUUAUACUGUGAUUUAUUUAUGUUUUUAUGAAGGCUGUUUUUUGCUGACACUUUAUGUGCUGAUACAUUUAAGUCCAUAAUGUGAAACAAUGCACAGUGCAGAGAAAUCUGGUUACAUUGUGUCAGUGGUUUAUGUUUAUGUAACACUAAAAUAACUAAAAUAAUGUGAUGAAUUGACUUUUCUAUGUAUG
Molecule: messenger RNA, 1224 nt
Organism: Archocentrus centrarchus (flier cichlid)
Lineage: Eukaryota; Metazoa; Chordata; Actinopteri; Cichliformes; Cichlidae
Gene: tspan34a
Product: tetraspanin 34a
Exons: 8
Coding region: 108-851 (247 amino acids)
Cellular component (GO): plasma membrane
Source: RefSeq, a predicted model, not a curated record